Messenger RNA from Moneuplotes crassus, 634 nucleotides. NCBI's taxonomy places the organism in Eukaryota, Ciliophora, Spirotrichea, Euplotida, Euplotidae. The record is from the annotation of a GenBank genome assembly.
CCCAUUUUAUAAGAAAGCUGAAUAAUUUUUUAUAUCGAGCAUGUCUCAUUUCACGAAGAAGAUACCAGGUAUAGGUAGCAAACAGGCUCUAAGUAGCCUUGGAAAUUCAAAUUCGAAACUUUCAAAAGUUUAUUCUAAUGAGUUGAAGUCAACCAAUGCAGGGAAGUUUUCAAAGGUACCAUCAUUGUACGGAUCUAAGCGGAGACAGCAAUCUCAGGUGAUAGACUCUAUUCAGUUUUUAAAGAAAUAAGUUCCAAGGUAAAGGAAACAAGGAUAAUGACCAGCUCAUGGUUAACGGAUUUGGCAAUAACUCAAGAGGAUUUAUGGAUAAAAAUAUUAAUAAUAUGCCACUAAUCAAGAAUGCUCAGAGCGUGUUCAAGGAAACAGCCACUAUUCAGCCUAAUACAAAAAUCCAUGGAUAUAACACCUCGGAUGAAACGCUUAGUUCAGACACCGGUCCUCAAGGGUUUAAUAAGAAAAUUAUGUUUAAGCCUCAGACCAUGGACUUGAACGACGAUAUCGCCAAUGCUUCCGCUAAAAGUAAGUUAGGUUCAUAUUCGAAUUUUUGACGAUUCCCGGACGAAAAAGAGAAUAGCCAGCGUCGAAGAUAGCCAGUAUACAAGAGGAGUUAGCA